AUGGAUGUGGAAAACGGUCAAAUGCUAACCAAAUUAACUACCGACAAUGGUGAUCAUAAUCAUGGUUCGAUCAUAAGUUUUCAUUCGAUAAACUAUACGUUAAGAUCACAACAAUGCUGCAAUAUCCUGCCAAUGCCAUGUUUAAAGAAGAAACAACAACAAAUUCUCUAUGAUCUCAACGGAGUCUUUAAGCCUGGUAUGAAUGCUAUUCUAGGACAGACGGGCAGUGGUAAAUCAUCUCUAUUGGAUAUUUUGGCUGAUCGAAAAGAUCGACAAGGUCUCACAGGACAAGUUCUCAUGGAUGGACAACCGCAAGGAUCUGAUUUCAAAUAUCGAGUCGGAUAUGUUGUUCAAGAUGAUAUUCUGAGUGGCACUUUGACGGUGCGAGAAAACUUGGCAUUUUCGGCUAAUGUUCGAUUACCUCAAAAUGUUUCGACUAAAGCCAAGAAAUCAAUUAUUGAUGAAGUCAUACGACAAUUAGAUUUGGAAAAAUGUGCUGACUCGAAUGUAGGCAACGAAUUUCAACGUGGUGUAUCUGGUGGUGAACGCAAACGAACAAAUAUUGGCAUGGAACUAGUUCUUUCGCCUAAUGUUCUCUUUUUAGAUGAACCAACAACAGGGUUGGAUUCAUCAACAGCUCGUAAUAUCAUGGAACAUCUUCAUCAAUUAUCAAGAUCAGGCCGUACAAUAAUUUUCUCGAUUCAUCAGCCUCGUUAUUCGAUAUUCAAAUUGUUCGAUACUCUUUUCGUGAUUGCUGCCGGUCAUUGUAUUUAUCAUGGUCCAACUAGUGAUGUUCUUCCAUUUUUCAUAUCUACCGGCUUCACUUGUGAAGAACAUGAUAAUCCUGCUGAUUUCAUUCUCGAUAUAUGUCAAGGCGAUUAUCGAUCAGCAUUGUCAUCAAUCGAAUACUCUAAUGAGAUUGAACCAGAAAAACAAAAAAGCCAAUUUGCUCAUGACCUAUAUAAAUUCUAUGUUCAAUCAUCGGUUUAUAUUGCAAUUAAAAAACAAAUUGAUGGUAUGAAUAAUUUAACCAAUGGUUCACCAGUAGUUACGAUUGAUACACCUCAAUUGCCGAAAAAAUCACGUCUACAGGAAAUUUUCUAUGUAUCACAACGAACAUUUAGAAAUGCAUUUAGAAAUCCAGCACUUGUUGGCAUGCAAACAGCUAUGUCAAUUUUUCUAGGUGUACUUAUCGGUUUGAUCUACAUGAAUACCGAUCGUUCAUUAGAUAGUGGAUUAAAAAACCGUAUUGGUGCUAUUUUUUUUAUUGUCACCAAUCAAGUAUUCGGCAGUCUAUCAGCACUUGAUGUCUUUAUCAAAGAACGCAAUUUAUUUCAACAUGAAAAUGCCAGUGGUUAUUAUCAUGUAUCUACUUAUUUCAUAUCGAAAUUGAUUUGUGAUAUUAUUCCACUACGAACCAUUCCAUCAGUUCUUUUCUCGGUGAUUGCCUAUUUUAUGAUUGGUUUUCAACAAACAUUUACAAAAUAUUUUAUCUUCUUUUUCGGUAUCUUGACUACCACACUCUGUUCAUCGUCCUUAUGUUUUGUCAUUUCGGCCAGUGUGCAAGUGUUCGGCGUGGCCAAUGUGGUUGCAGCUAUGUUUUGUGUAUUAACAUUAGUAUUUAGUGGAUAUCUAGUUGAAAUCGAAUCUGUUGUAAUAUUUCUUUCAUGGAUCAAAUGGAUUAGUAUAUUUCGAUAUUCAACAAAUAUAUUUAGUAUCAAUGAAUUUAGUGGUUUACAACUUUGUUUGCCCAAUAAUACAGAUAUUUGUCCGGUUGAUGGUAGAAAAAUUUUGAAAGAUCAAAAAAUUGAUUAUUCAUCCGAAUGGGAUCUAUGGAAAAAUUUUAUAGCAUUAGGUGGUAUUAUGUUGGGCUUUCUGAUUUUAACCUAUAUUCAAUUACGUCGUAUGAAGAAAACCAAAUAA
Rotaria sp. Silwood1 is the source of this 1923-nucleotide messenger RNA. Lineage: Eukaryota; Metazoa; Rotifera; Eurotatoria; Philodinida; Philodinidae. The record is from the annotation of a GenBank genome assembly.